GCCUGCUUGUUGUAUAGAGGGAAUCCAACCAAUCAGAGGCAGCUGUGUCCACCGCUUCGCGUCGCGUCUCAGCAUCGAAUCUGCCUGGCAACUGCAACAAGCGACAAAGACCCAGACAAUCACCCCUCACUCCCCACCCCGGCAGCUCGAGAUCUUCUUGGUUUUGGGUUCCGGUUUACGGCCGUCUACAUUUCAGUCUUGCCCGCUUUCCGCGCCUAAUUGUUGUUUUGGCUUCGCCGACGCCUCGACUGGUGUCAACAUCGCAAAUAACAUCGGCUCAUCGCCAUGGCCUCGUCUGGCCAACCGUUCGGGUCGCGCUCCUACACUGCGGGAAAGCUUCCUGACCGAUCAAUGAAUGCGAAUGCGAUCCCUUUCAGCGCCUCAUCCUUCUCUCGUCGAGGACUGGGCGCCGCUCAGAGCGAAUUUGUCCCCGAUGCCGCGAAAACAAGUCAGCAAGCACCGCAGCAGCAAGUACAUGCGCAAUCACAUAAUCCGUCACAAGAGUCGAAUCCGUUAAGUCGGUUGACAGAAGAACAGCGCGAGGAGAUUAAUGAAGCUUUCACGCUUUUUGAUCUCGAUCGUGACCGGCAUUUAGAUUACCAUGAACUCCGUGUCGCCUUCCGCGCGCUCGGUUUUACCCUUCCGAAGCAGGAACUCAUCUCUCUCUUAACGACUUAUGGUGUUCCCCGUCCGCAGGUACAACAGCAAGCCUCGGCCCAACAGUCACAACAACAACCGAAAGCAGCACCAACCACAAACCCCCAGCACCCGUCCAACUUGCUCAUGCCGCUGUCUGCUUUCCAAGCUGUAACGGCCGUAAAGAUUCUUGAACGGGACCCUCGGGAUGAGAUUCUCCGGGCCUUCGAGCUUUUCGACGAAGGCCAGAAGGGUUAUAUCGACCUUGAGGAUCUCCGUCGUGUAGCGCGAGAACUAGGUGAGACGGGACUCGAAGAGGAGGAGCUGCGCGCCAUGAUUGAGGAGUUUGAUCUCGAGGGUGUCGGUGGUGUGACUCGGGAGGCGUUUGUGAGUAUCUGCUGGCAAUAAAUUCAUAAAUUCCAUGGUUAGGGAUGGUCUGAUUCUAUUUUACGGUCAUUAAUGGCGAAUGGCAUUCUGUGCAUUCGACGUGUUUGGAAUCGAAAGUGUUGGUUUUCUUUCUGUCGUCUGUAAUCCAAGCUUGAUUAUUUGUUCUUCCUUGGGCAUUGGUGGGCGCCGAUUGACUGGAUUUUGUUUACUUGUUAUAUAGUUUUUUGCUUUGUUUCUUGUUUGUUUCAUUGU
This is a messenger RNA of Aspergillus versicolor CBS 583.65, 1275 nucleotides long. It is a transcript of the gene cdc31, whose product is annotated as putative cell division control protein Cdc31. Gene Ontology annotation, cellular component: mitotic spindle pole body; half bridge of spindle pole body. The transcript has 2 exons. Lineage: Eukaryota; Fungi; Ascomycota; Eurotiomycetes; Eurotiales; Aspergillaceae. Gene Ontology annotation, molecular function: microtubule binding; calcium ion binding. The record is from RefSeq and is a predicted model, not a curated record. Gene Ontology annotation, biological process: spindle pole body duplication. The coding region runs from base 286 to 1044 and encodes 252 amino acids.